UUAUAAUCCAACCUAAAUAUCAGUAUGAAUAGGAUUUAUAAUGUGUAAAAUUUUCAAAUUCAAUAAACUGGUCGCAUAAAAUUCAUACAAAAGGAUUUUUAUUCGAAGUGCCAUAGGCUUGUGAAAAUAAAAUGAUCAAUCAAAACAUCAAAACUUCAAAAGAACACCAAUAAAUCUCUUUGCAAAAAAUUAUAAAAAAAAUCUUUUGUUUUACAUAAUUCAUUUAAUAGGCGAAAGAAUUAAAAUAGUUUUAAUGAUUUACUCACUAUGUGUGGUAUAAUCUGUGAAAUAUGUUAUUCUAAUUAUAGUGUUUUAGAAGAUAACCAAUUACUGCAGCGUAUUAAAAACAGAGGGCCUAAUUGUAUCCAUCGAAAAGAAAUUAAUUUAGACGAUGGAAUUAGAGUGAUUUUCUGUGGAGCUGUUCUGUGGACACAAGGGCCAAAUUUUGUAUCUCAACCUGUAGAAAAUGAUUGUGGUAUAUUUUUGUACAAUGGAGAUAUUUUUGAUGAAUCUUGGGAUGGUAACAUGAAUGAUACAGAAGUGAUUGUUGCGAAAUUAACUAGGGCAAAUAAUAUUCCAAAGGAUAUAGUCACACAGUUGAAGUCUCUAAAAGGACCAUUCAGUAUAAUUUAUUAUGAUAAAUAUAAUCAUAAUCUAUAUUUCACAAGAGAUAGAAUUGGAAGAAAUAGUUUGUUGGUACAUAAAAAUGACACUUCACUGGUUUUUAGCAAUGUUUUAGGUAGAAAGUAUAAAUGUAUUGAAGUUCCUUCUACAUAUAUUUAUGUUUUAAACAUAAAAACAAACAGACUAAAAUCAAUUUCCUGGAAUGAUGACUUUGAGAUCAUUGAUGAAACUGAUAUGGGAGAAUGGAUGACAUCAGUGCAACAGCAACAAAGUUUACCUGAUGAAGAAUUUACAUUCAAUUAUGAUAAAAGAUCAGACAUUUUUGAGAAGGAAAAUCUAAUAGACUUCAUGGAAAAUGUUGGUAAAGAAACUGGUAAAUGUAAAAUAAGUAUCUUACGACAACUAUUGACUAAUGUAGAGAUAAAGAAUACCGUUUUUAAAAUAACACACUUGUUAGAAAGAAGUGUUAAAAUCAGAGUUCAACGUCAACCUAAAAUGUGCCAAAAAUGUUUACAAAUAAAAAAAUCUACUUGUAAUCAUUGUUCUGUAGGUAUUCUAUUUUCUGGUGGACUAGACUGUACAUUAUUAGCAUUUUUAGCUGAUAAAUAUUUACCCAAAGAUCAAAGUAUCGAUCUCAUUAAUGUUGCAUUUGAAAAUGGUACCAAUACUAGUUAUGAUGUACCAGACAGAUUAACAGGAAAGCAGUCUCUGAAAGAAUUAAGAAAAUUGUGCUAUUCAAGACAGUGGAUAUUUAGAGAAAUAAAUGUUCCAAGAAACAAGUUACAAAAAUAUCAGUCUGAAAUAAUAGCAGACUUAGUAUACCCUAGACAAACAAUUUUGGAUGAAAGUCUUGGAUCAGCAUUAUGGUUUGCAGCUCAAGGUGAAGAUAAUCAUGGUACAUCUCCUUGUAGGAUAUUGCUUGUUGGUUCUGGAGCUGACGAAUUAUUUGGUGGUUAUACUAGACAUAGAAAUGCAUAUAAGCGUCAUGGUUGGGAUGGAUUAAACAAAGAGUUACUGUUAGACUGGAAACGGAUUUCUUUUAGAAACUUAGCACGUGACAAUAGAGUAAUAUGUGACCAUGGACGACAACCACGAAUGCCUUAUUUAGAUGAAGAUCUCACUCAAUUCUUGUUACAAUUGAAACCAUGGUUAAAAUGUUUUCCUAAUGAAAAUUUAGGUGUUGGAAUAGGAGAUAAACUGAUGCUGAGACUUGUGGCUCUCAAUUAUGGACUGACUGGAGUUGCUACACUGCCGAAAAGAGCUUUACAGUUUGGAUCAAGAAUAGCAAAUAAAAAAGAAAAAGGAAGUGAUAUAUCAAGAUCUUUUCUAGACAGCUGAAGUGACAAACUUAUUCAGCCAUCAAUUACUUACUUACAUUAUUAAGUAGUUCUUUUUUGCAAUGCAAUCUGUAAUGUUUUCGAAGACCACUAUGAGAAGUGUAUCUCUUAUCACAAGUUAGACAGCGAUAUGGUCGAGCUCCAGUAUGGGUACGGAUGUGACUAGUUAGAUCACCUGAUCGUUUGAAUUGAAGUUUACAACUUGAGCAUGAAUAGUUUCUCUCAUCACUAUGUAUUUUCAUAUGCCUAAUUAAAUCUUGGGAUUUAGUUGAUGUUUUGCCACAAAUCUCACAAAUAAAUGGUUUUAUUCCAAAAUGGGA
This is a messenger RNA of Galleria mellonella (greater wax moth), 2281 nucleotides long. Its product is annotated as asparagine synthetase domain-containing protein CG17486. Gene Ontology annotation, molecular function: asparagine synthase (glutamine-hydrolyzing) activity. The coding region runs from base 268 to 1962 and encodes 564 amino acids. Lineage: Eukaryota; Metazoa; Arthropoda; Insecta; Lepidoptera; Pyralidae. The record is from RefSeq and is a predicted model, not a curated record. The transcript is spliced from 8 exons.